This is a messenger RNA of Gongylonema pulchrum, 438 nucleotides long. NCBI's taxonomy places the organism in Eukaryota, Metazoa, Nematoda, Chromadorea, Rhabditida, Gongylonematidae. The record is from the annotation of a GenBank genome assembly.
AUGAGUACAGUCGACGAGCAGCGAGUGGCCGAGAAGAGGAAAAUCGACAAUGAGAACGACACUGCAAAUGGUGUGCCAGCCGCCAAAGGCGCCAAACUGGAGAAUGGAAUAGCAGCCGGCGAUAUGGCUUUGAAGGCUGAUGCAAAAGCUGACAAAGCAGCAACGCUGAAAGAGAAUAAGGCCAAAAAGGUAGUUGAUGACGGCGAGCAUGGGGAGGACGCUGAAGAAGCUGCGGACGGCGAGGAAGGCUUGGAAGAGUCCAGUGGCGGUGAGGAAGACGAAAGUCUAGGCGAUGAAGAAGAUGGAGGCAGUGAGGACGACGAGGCCAGUUUGGUGUCUGAUAACAGCGAGGGACAAGAUGAGGAUGGCGAAGCGGGUGAUUUUGGGGACGAGGACGAUGAGGUGGAGGGCGAGGAAGGUGGCGAGAGCGAGGAAUAA